This is a messenger RNA of Myzus persicae (green peach aphid), 387 nucleotides long. RefSeq lists its product as uncharacterized. Lineage: Eukaryota; Metazoa; Arthropoda; Insecta; Hemiptera; Aphididae. Bases 1 to 387 code for a protein of 128 amino acids. The record is from RefSeq and is a predicted model, not a curated record. The transcript is spliced from 3 exons.
AUGCAGUUUAUAAAGAGUUUUGAAAAUAUUCAACGGCCUAUCACUCAUACAACUAAAUUACUUAUUAAAUAUUAUGGCUUCAGUGCAGACAAAUCAUCUGAUUGUCCCAGAGAUUGUUCACCUUACCGUGGCUCCAGUCCUGACAAUGAAUCUGUUUGUGCAGAACAUUGUUUACCCGAGUGUCCUCAGGUGAAUAAAGAACCGAACGAAUAUCAAGCUUUAAACGAGAUGUGUCAAGAUAAAUGUAGUGGAUAUAACAAGUAUUCGUUUCAUGACUUUUUGAUUCAGGCUGUUUGCUACAUAGAAGCGCAGCCUUCUAAUAAGGAGUACUUCGAACCAAAAGGAUCACUUAAUAAGCAAAUCAAAAUGGAAAAUAAAACAAAAUAA